Closterium sp. NIES-67 is the source of this 7015-nucleotide messenger RNA. Lineage: Eukaryota; Viridiplantae; Streptophyta; Zygnematophyceae; Desmidiales; Closteriaceae. The record is from the annotation of a GenBank genome assembly.
GUAUGUAGUGAGUCAGAGUCGGGUUCAUUCAGUUUGCUAAAUUGCCGCGCAGUGAGCAGGCGUGCAUGUCGCAUUGCAAGCUUCUAAGAUCACAAAUGCCGAAUGCCGGCCUUUGAGCAAGUCGCGUGCCAUUACGUGGGAGCCCACAUUUUUGCGUUUCUCGAACACGGGCAUUCAUUCCACAUCCUUAGUACUACACAAUCCACCUGGAUCAAGUUAGCCUUCUCUUCCGAAAUCGAGAAUGCUACAUGUCUUUAAACUGCGACUCGUUUACCAGCAUGGUAAGGAAAAACUCGCCUACUCCCUUCCAGCUGUGGCACCAGCAGUGCAGAAUGCGCCUAAGAAACGGCGACAUUGACAGCAGCCUCCAGCGGCUGGGAUGUGGGGACGCCACGUGGAGCGGCAGAUGAGCUGUAAUCCGAUGUGCUCCCUCCUGGCACCUCGUCUCCUCCUCCUCCUCCUCCGCUCACCAUUCGAUGGCUCACAGCCCCACCCUCCUUUCCCCGCAUUCAAUCAUCGCGCCAUCAGCGCCAUCAGCGUCCUCCCUCUGCGAUCCCUCCCGUCGCAUCACAGAUACUAAGAGCCUCUCUGACCUCUCUGACUUCCAGGCGGCCACAGAUAGACAAGACCAGUGCAGCAUUGCCGCCAGUUCAGCGACACAGCUUAGCGGAUCUCCGGAUUUUAGGUCACGCGAACGCAGCGACAUCAGCCGCAACGACAUCAGAGGCAGCGACAUCAGCCGCAGCGACAGGUGUAGUAGCACCAGCGACCAUCUUCGAGCGACGCUAAUGGACUCCGCAGAUAGUCCCCCUGGUCCCACCCCACCUGGCCCGCACCACCACUCCUCCCACAGCAGCGGCAGCAUCAAUACCAGCGGCAGCUCCGCCUACCCAGGCGGAGGCGGAGGCAGCUCCGCGCUAGGCGGGCGGCGGGGCAGCAGCAACGACUUGCUAGUGGCGGCGCUGUCGGUUUCCGCCUCUUCCUCUUCCGCUGGCCCCAGCUCCCCCCGCCUCUUCCCCCAACAUCUCGCGAUAAUGCAGCGCCGCCGCAACCAGUCCCCCUCCUCCUCCCCCGGCCCUCCGACAACCAUACGCGCAAUGGGCCCCCCUCCCCCGGCGCCUCUUUUAGGGGAAACCGCAGAGCUUUCCGGGCGAAGUAGCAGCAGCUUAGGUGGCGGUAGAGGUGGUGGCGCCGACAGCGGAGGCGGAGGCGGAAGCGGAGGCGGAAGCGGCGGAGGCGGGGGUCCUGUUCUCACGCGCUCUCGGUCGACUAACUCCCCAUCGUCAUCGCCCAUCCACCCCGUGUAUUCCGCCGCGAAUCCCGUUCCCAAUUACCCCCCUCCUCCGUCCACCUCCUCCCCGCCCCUCUUUGCGGCUCCUUCCGCCAAUGCUCCGCCGUCUGGCGCGCUUCCGGGCCCCGCGCUUCCCCCGCUGUCGUCGUCGCACGCGAGCAUGUUCGUGGGGCAAUCGCGCGCCAUGAUGAUGCUGCUGGACCGUUGGACGGGACGCGUCGUACAGGCGAGUGGUUCGGCGGUGGCGGCGGUGGGCAUGAGCCGCGAGCAGCUGGCGGACGUGUCGCUGCUGGACGUGGCGCAGGGCGUGCGCAUGGCGCAGUGGCGCACGGCCGUCGCGGACGUGUUCGCGGGGGGAGAGGGGGGCGCUGCUGUUCUGCGCUUCUCCCUGCCGGACUCCCUGCGGGGCAAUCUAGCGGGGUACAGCGUGGACCUCACUCUGCAGCCCUGCCGCCCCGUGCCCGACCCCCGAGCCGUCAUCGGCACCCUCGCACUCGUCCGCUCCUUCCCUGCUGCUGCUGCUGGUGCUGCUGUUGGUGCUGGUGCUGGUGCUGGUGCUGGUGCUGGUGCUGGUGCUGGUGCUGGUGCUGGUGCUGGUGCUGGCACGGGCGCUCGUCUCCCUGUGCCUUCGUCUUCUGGCCGUGGCAGUGGUAGUGGUGGCAGUGGUGGUGGUAGCGUGGCUGUACCAUGUGCAGUCAGUGUGGACUCUGCUGCUGCCCUCGCUGCCAUGGCCAAUCGCCUCCCCACCAUCCCAAUCAGUAUCAGCGCAUGCUCGGACGAUAACGACGAUCCGGACUCCACUCCUGCUGCUGCUUCUGCUGCUGCUGACGGUGCUGCUGGUGCCGGUGGUUCGGCAGUAGGUGGGUCAAAGAAGCUCAUGCGGAAAUUCGCAUCGCUUCUCUCGGCAGGAGGAAAGCCGCCGUCCCGCCUAGCCUCGUCCCCAGGCUCGGAUAGCGGAGGCUCGACACCACUGUCUCUCGUGAUUUCCGACCCGACCUUUGACAGCGGUCCGGACAGUGGGGGGAGCAGCAAGGGAGGGGACUUAGAGGGCGGUCCUGGUGCUGGUGCCGGUGGUGGGGGAGGAGGGAGGGAGGGAGGAGGGAAGGAAGGAGGAGGAGGGGGUGGGUGGUGGGAGCGACACGGGUUUGAAGUGCAGACGCCGGGAAGGCGGUUAAUUCGGCGGUGGGGGUCAGUGGGGGGAAGUGGAGAGAGGGGAGCAUCCGGAAAGGAGGCCACGACCCCCUCCUCCUCUCACUACUCCAUUUUCUCCAAUCGCCCCCCUCCUGGGGGCAGCGCAGAGAAGCAGAGGGGAGGAGGAGGCGGCGGAAUUGGAGGGGGAGUGGGAGGAGAAGGGGGGGCAUCCCCCAGCCAUGCGCCUGUCCCUGCCCCUGCCCCUGCCCCUGCCCCUGUCCCUCCCCCUGCCCCUUUCCCUGUUCCUGCUCCCGUUCCUGCUCCUGUUCCCGCCGCUCCUGUGCCUGCUGCUGGAGCGCUGUUCCCACGGCGCCGCCGCUCACACUCCCGAGGGGCUUCGCUGUCAGAUAGUGAGGGGUCUCGCCUCAUGCAGGUGUCGUUUGGUCCUGGGUACGAGAAGGGGGGAGCGGCAGAGGGAGGGGGAGGGGGAGGAGGUGGAGAGUGGGGAGCAGCAGCCGCAGCAGUUGCUGCUGGUGCUGCUGUUGGCAACACUUGCAGCAGCCGUGCAAACAGCAGCAACAACGGCACCAGUGCUAGCAGCAAAUGGCAGGAGGAAAGUCGAGGUCAGGGAGGGAGUGGUACACUGGCAGGGGGAGGAGGAGGUGGGGUCGGAGGAGGAGCAGCAGGAGGAGGAGGAGGAGACGACUCACCCGUGCUCCUCAAUCUCCCCCCCUCCUUCGUCAGGCGCAGCAGCAGCACCGGCAGCUCCCCAGGUCUCCGCCCUUCCCUCCCCCACGGGCCCCCAUCACUGAAGCACAGCCUGAGCCUCGUUAUCCCCACAGGCGGGGAUGACGACAGGGGCGAGGGAGAGGACGAGGGGAGCGAGAGGGACGAGAGUGUGGGAGAGUUGGGGGAUGCAGGAGAGGGGACGCCAGGGGAUGACGGGGCGGAUGGAGACGGGGGAGUGGGGGGAGGGGGAGCGGCGAGAGGGUCGGGAUUCAAGCCUCCGUUGGGAAUAGGAGGCAUGGGCGGAGCAGGAGGCGCAGGCACGGGAGCGACAGGCACGGUAGCGAUAGGUACGGGAGUGAUAGGCACGGGAGCCGGGCCAGGCAUGGGAGCAGGAGGAGGGGGAGGAGGUGCGGAGCGGUCGUCUCGGCCAGCACGGAGGCGGUUCAUGGAGGUGCAGACCCCAGGCAGGGCCAUGUGGCGGUCCUCCUCCUUCAAGAGCGGCCGCGACAAGGACAAGGAAGAUGCAGCGGCAGCGUCCCUGGCGCUGGCUGAAUCCCUCAAUCUGUCUGCGGGGGCCGCACCACUUUCUGCUGCAUCCCUGUCGGCUGCAUCGCUGGCUGCGGCGCCGCUGUCUGUGGGCAUUGCAGGGGACCUCAUCCACGGCACGUCGGCUCCCAGCAGCCCUAGGGCGAGCAAGGUGGUUAGCCUGGCUGGCGGGCAUGUGUGGGGCGCUGCUGUGGCGGUGGGGAGGAGCAGCAGCGGGGAGGGGAUCGGUGCAAGCAGCGCCGGUGGUGGCGGCGGCGGUGGUGCCGGUGCUGGUGCUGGUGGGUUUGGUGAUGCUGCUGGUGGCAGGUUGAAAGGAGGCCGAGGGUCCGAGAAGGAGCGGGCACGGCGAGCGAAGAAGGGAGGAGGGCUUGCAGACGAAUGGGGCGACUUGGGAGGAGGAGGGGGAGGGGGAGGAGGCGGGAAGGGAGUGGGGAGCAAAGGGGUGGGCGGAGGGAGGUGGUUAGCCCCAAUGAACGCGCUCUUCUCCAACAAGAGCAGCAGCAGCGACAGCAGCAAGGGCGCAGGCGGGGGGUUCCCGGGGAUGCCCAAGCCGAAGAAGCUGAUCAAGGGCAACUGGGACAUGUGGGUGUGUGAGGGCUGGGACAGCAUUGCUGCUGGGGACAUUGACCUCUCCGCUCCUCCAGGGGCAGCAGGGGCAGCAGGGGCAGGAGGCGCAGCAGGGGCAGGAGGAAUAGAUGGGUUUGGACUUGGAGCAGCAGGAGGAGGAGGAGGUGGGGGAGGGGAAGGCAAGAGGCAUAGUUUCUCGCCGUUUCCCCCCCGCCUGCACAUGGCUGCGGCGCCAGACGAGCCUGUGCGCAGCAGGAGUGCGGGGCGCACCGGGCUGAGGCACGAGGCAGUCACUCCCGGGCCCAGGGCCAAGGGCAGGAGCCUGUGGGGCUCCGAGAAGGGAAUCGGCGCUGCUGCUUCUGCUGCUUCUGCUGCUGCUGCUCUUUCCGCUGGAGAUCUGAUCGCCCCUGUCCUUGGUGGUGGUGGUGAUGGUGGUAUUUCCUUGGCCUUAAUUGCUGAUGCUGCUGCUGAUUUUGCUGGUGGUGCUGGUUCUGCGGUGGGUGCAGCGGAUGCAGCUGGGGAUCGCAGGAGAAUGCUGAUGAAGCUGCGAUCUGGUCGCAGGGGCGGGUCCCGAGGGGAGAUGGACUAUGCUGCAUGGAACCUGCGGGCGGCAGGCGAAGGGGACGGGGGCGAUGCGGAGGGGAAGGUAGCAGCGAUCAAGGGCAACGAGGAGGGUAAAGUUGGAUGGGAGGGGGCAGGAGAGGCGGCUAGGGAGCGCGAUGGGGGGGAUGGCAGUGGCGGGAAGGCAGUGGGGGAGGGCGGGAAGGGAGUGGGGGAUGGUGGGAAGGGCAGGGAGGGGGUGACGGACAUUGAGAAGCUAGAGCCGAGGAGAAUGCUGAUGCGGCUGAGGUCAGGCAGGAGGAGUGGGUCCCGGGGCGACCUGGAGUUUGCUGCUCUCAGGGCCGGGGCAGCUGUGGGGCCAGGGGGAUUGGGCGGGGCAGCAGUGGGGCCAGGGGGAUUGGGGGGGGAGGAAGAGAGAGACGCAGGAGGGAAGGAGGGAGAGAAGGAGAAAGAUGGUGCCAAGGUGGAGAGGCCUGAUCCCCGGAGAAUGCUGAUGAAGCUGCGGUCAGGGAGGAGGGAAGAGCUGGCCGAGAGUGCUGUUGUGCAUGUGGGGAUGGGAGGAAAGGAGAGGGAAGAGGUGAAGGGGUGGGCGGAAGGGGGGGGUGGUGAAGCAGCAGCAGCAGCAGCGAGGCCCGACCCUCGGAGAAUGCUGAUGAAGCUGCGGUCAGGGAGGAGGGAGGGCAUCUUGGACGGGCUGGAUAUGGAUGCAGGGAGGGAGAAGAAGGUGGAGGAGGGAUGGAAGACGGAGGAGGGAGGGAAGAAGGAGGAGGAGUGGGUUGGGCAGGAGGUGAGCGGUAAGCAAGGGGAAGGGAACGUCGAUGAGGCGAGACCAGCAGAGUUAUGGAGUGCGGGCACAGGUGUUGGCAGGAGCAGGGAGAGGAGUGGGACAUGCGUCGUGGAGGGCAGUGACGAGGGUGAUGCGCUCGUGCUUGCGGUUGGGAGGGAGGAGAAGGAAGAGGCGACCAAAGCAACAGAGGCAAAGGCAGAGGCGGAGGUAGAGGCAGAGGCAGCGGAUAGGAGGGUGCAGGAGCAGGAGCAGGCGAGGGAGGAGGCGGUGAGGCGCGAGCUGCAGCAAGUGGAAGACGAGAUGGCAGCGCUAGAGAGCAUGCUGGGCGGACUGAGAAGUAUACAGGAGAAGUCCAAGGUCCUGGAGAGGGACGAGGAGAAGGAGGAGGGAAGGGAGGGGAGCGUGGGGAGGGACGAGGAGCACGGAGGGAGGGACAAGGUGAAGGGAGAGAAGGAGGAGGAUGGUGGGGAGGGGAGUGAGGAAGAGGGGGGCAGUGUGGUGGAGCAUGGGAGUGAGGGGAGGGAGGAUGGUGACGUGGCAGUGAUGCGGGAUGUGGAAGCGGCAGAGGGCCAAGGGGAGGAGGCUGUUAGUGGUGCGGGGGAGGUGGAAGAUGAGGAGGUGGAGGAUGGUGUGGCAGGGGAUAGGUUGCAGGAUGAUUCGAGCGCGCAUGGGCCCUCGGGGUCUUCGUCGUGUGGGAGCGAUGCGGCUAUGUGUGCCAAGUGCAUCGGUGCUGCUGAAUCAUGGGUCAGCAAUCUCCUCUCGCAGGCAUCUCUGGGCUUCGCUGUGCUGCAGCCCCCCUCUGGGCGCCUCGUGCUCGCCAACCCCACCCUGUCACUCCUGCUGGGCCUGCCCCCCUCUGCUCUCGCCCCUGGCACGAGCCUCCCUGCUGCUCUGCCUGAGACGCAACGAGCUGCAGUCCAGACAUGGCUGGAGCAAGCUGCUGCAGGCGUCGCAGUUUCUCCUCUCACUCUCUGCGUAGACUCACCACCAAUUGCAUCACCCACAGGCGCGCAAGAGCCCUCUCCCACAGUUACUCUCCUCUCCGCUCCGCACCUCCUGCCCCAAUCAGCUACAGCAACCCAACAGCCCCUUCUCACUGUUCUCGUGAUCAAGGGCGCUGCGGUGUGAUUCCACUGCCUCUUAUUUCUUGUUGAGCUUUCACCUGCUUAUGGUUACUACGGAGGAAUAUGAAUUCUACCACAGGUUCAGUGCAGGUGAGUUGACAUUGGCCAGUAGUUCCAUUGAACGCUGAGUAGUUGAAUCUAGAGGACGCCUCGAUGAAGGGCACGUACGCUGUUUGCCUCUGCAGAGGGAGGAAGCGGACAUUAGUUGUGAACUAGUCUAGGAGCACUACGUCAUGACUUCUAUUGGGUGCUUUGUCCGAUUUACUAGGAUAAUUACAG